AUGCCAGGGGUGAAGCUCACGGUCCUCAGCAAGGAGUUGGCGAGGAAUCCCAAUUCCUAUCGCGAGUGGCGAAAAGAGAUUGAGAUCAUCGAGAAGAUCUACAAGGUGGCUCCAGCGGACCUCGGACCCUUGGUGUACCUCAGCCUGGAGAAGGGCGACGGACAGCCAAGGGAGUUGGUCGAGACGCUCGACCUAGACGUGCUCAGCAGCGAGGUCGGCCUGCGGAAGCUGAUGGAGAUUCUGGACGAGGAGUUCACCGAGAAGGACUACGAGCGCAGCGAGAAGCACCUCAGGGCGUUCGAGAAGUGCCGCAGAGGCAUCGGAGAAGAUGUCGACGACUACAUCGCGAGGUUGAAGACAGCCAGGCGCAAUCUCAAAGUACACGACCCUGGAACUACAUACUCCGACACCUCAUUCGCAAGGAAGCUCUUGCGGAGCUCAGGGCUAUCUCGAGAAGCCCAGCGGCAGGUACUAGCAGCAGCAGGUGCGGAGUGGAACUCGGAGAAGAUCGAAGCGACGAUCAAGAUGGUCUAUGGCGAUGUUCACCUGGACGAGAAGCGGCGUGUUGACAAGAAGAACGAGCACCCGAGCAGGAACACGCAGUACCGUGGAAUGGACGCAGAUGAAGAGUUCAGCCAAGAUGAGGAUUACCCUGAUUACGAUGACGAAGACGGUCAGCCACAAGACGCCCUCGUGGCGGAGGAGGCGCCAGACAACCACCAGGAGGACGAGUACGAGUACGGCGAGCAGGACUCGGACGCCAUGGACGACGAAGAGGAGGUGGUGCUGGACGCGUUCUACCAGGGCUUCAAGGCGAAGAAGAAGCAGUUUGGCCGCGGCAAGGGACGCGGGAAGAACAACAUGAGUGGCGGCCGGGGAAAGAAGUCCGGAGUGUGCAACGACUGCCUCCAGCCAGGCCACUGGAAGGGCGACCCAGAGUGCCCGAAGGUGAUCGCAGGGAUUACGUCUCCAUUCAAGCCUGGCGGCAAGGGCGACGGCAAGAAGAGUUCUUCCUCGGCGAAUGUGGCAGCGACGAUGGCUACGGACAGCACGGCACACAUGGAGUUCAAGUGGUUGAACGACGGAGCGGAAACAUUGCCAUCUCCCCAUUCGGGACCGGUGGAUGCCUUCGUGCUGGGUUCGCAGAAGGUCAAGGCGGAGGUGAAGCAAGAGAUCGACAACCGUGGGCUCGAUCCCAGGAGGCCUCCGACACCGGGCUCAGAGUUCGAAGACGACUCCUUCGAGAAGGACUCAGACGAAUCCGAGGGGGUCUACAAGAGCUGGACCGAGGAGCAGCUCAGCGCGGAAUUGGCAAGGAGGAAGCACAAAUCGACAGGACCCCGUGAGGAGUUGGUCGGAAGACUCCUCCGAUCCAACCUGCACGCGACGUUCAUGGAGGAGGAAGUUGACGGAUGGCAGGAUGUGGAAAAGAAACCCUCAGGGGCGGCUGGAAGUGCCGAUGGCGGCAAGAAGCCAAAGCCCUCAGCGCGGCCGAAGCCUAAAUUGACACCAGCGGCUUCGAGGUUCCAGUCUGAUAGGAUCCACAUCAGCGGCGACGACGUACGCUCGUUGGUCGAUCGGUACAGGGCGCGGCUGGACGAGUUCGUGGUGGACUUCACGAACCGCGCGCGCGACCACCACACGGGGUACGUGACCGACUACGAGCUGGAGGUGUUCAGGAUCCUGACGGCGAAGCAGCUGCAGGACAUACUCCUGAUGCUCGAGCAGCCUUACAGUGGCUCAAAGCAGGAGAGGAUCGAUAGGUUGAUAUCGUUCAUCACCGACCAGGUGGAGAACCCCUGCGAGCACAAGAAUGCGGGCUCCGGCGAGGUCCUGGACAACGUGCGCUGGACAAGCACAUCUACCUGGACGUUCGCGAUCUGCAAGAACUGCAACCGGUACGUCCAGCGGAUCCCGAAGACGAACUACGCGAAGGAAAUCAGGGACAAGGCGUACAGCCGCGAGGACAAGAAGGACGCGCUCGUGGUCAACGACGUGCUGUGGGAUGAUAUCGGCACGACGGAGCUAAUCAACGACAGCGGGUGCAGGCGCAGCGUCGCAGGCCACGAGUGGCACGACAACUUGCAGGCCGACCUGAAGAGUUUGGGCCUCCAGCCGGUCAAGAAGGACAUCAAUGAGGAGUUCAGGUUCGGCGGCGGCGACGUGGCAGUCAGCACGGAGUCGUUCGUCUAUCCAGCUGGGAUACAUGGCGCACACGGAGUCAUUGAGGUGGCUCGAGUGGAAGGACGAACACCACCACUGCUAUCGCAGCAAGCGAUGCAGGAUCUGGGCGUGAUCGUCAAUUACCGCAAGAAGGUGAUGGACAUCGAGGAGGCCGGAGUGUUCAAGAAGCCGAUCAAGCAAUCGCGGUCGGGACACUUCCUCGUAGACAUCGGAGAGUAUGGCAACCCGAACGAGUUCCCGGAGUGUUUCCAUAUCAACGGCAAGAUGGACAUGACCCCACAGGAGGAGGCCAGCGAACUCGGGUUCAAGGACCUCUCGCGUGUUGGAGUCCUACAGCGAGGUAGGAAGAAGCGGUUGCAGAGGACCACGAGAGGAGUUGCUGAUGCGUUGGCUGCAGAGGCGAAGAGAUCCGUCCACAAGGACUCGCCGACAGUGAGGUCGAGAUCCAAGAGGUGGAAGUUCCUGGGGAUAUUCUCGUGGACGCUUGCUCUAUCGUGCGAGGCGGCGGCGCAAGGGUGGCAGGUCAUGCCGCCAAUUAGCAUCGAGACGGGCUUCGACCUCUACACACGUUCGGGGCGGGCACGAGCCUGGAGGGAGGUCGUCGACAACAAGCCGGACGUGGUGGCCAUGGCUUGGCCCUGUGACCCCUGGACGGUGAUGCACAACUACCAGGCACACCGCCCAGCGUUCCAGAAGGAGUUGCAGGUGCGGCAACAGCAGUCCCGUGGAGCGUUGAGGUUCGUGAAGAGGGUGGCCGACUACCAACGCAAGCGCGGAGCCUACUUCUACGGCGAGAACCCGCUCACAAGCAAGGCCUUCCAGGAGAAGCCGAUAGUGGAGCUGCUGAAGUCGCACGGCACGACGGUGGUAGACAUGUGCGCGUUCGGGCUCCGACAUCCAGAUUCGGAUUUACCCAUUAUGAAACCAUCUCGGAUCAUCAUGUCCACGCAGACGAUGGCGGACAAGCUCGAACGACGGUGCCCAGGACACCGACAACACGCUAAGAUCGAAGGGCGAUUGGCUACGCAAAACAUGAGGACGAGCACGUACGCCGGCGGCUACACGAAGGAGUUUGCCGAGGCCGUCAUCAGCGUGUUCGCGGAGGCAUUGGACAUACGGUACUUGACGAAGUUGACGCCCGGCUGGCACGGCAGCGGCGACCUUGUGAUACACGUGGGACAAAGUAGGGUUCAACUAUGGUCGAAGGACUACCCCGAGCACACCGUGAGAUCCGUUUAUGCGGUCAAGAAGACAAGUGACCGUGGCGGGAAGAAAUGGCAUUGCGAGGAGUUCGACAAACAGGAGCCCCACCUGAAGUUCUACCGGAUGUACCCCCAGAAGAUCCUGAAGGACAACAACCACCGGAGCCUCAAGAGCAGCAAGUACAACAACCACCGGAGCCUCAAGAGCAGCAAGAUCUCCCGGCGGGCGAGAUGUUCACUACGACGAGUGGCCAACAAGAAGUGGCCCAUGUUCCGCCUGAAGUUCGCGCGGAAGUACGACGAGCACACCAGAAUCUGGGUCAUUGCGGCCCUGCACCUGGACUACGCGAAGGUGUGGCAGUGCGAGGUGUGCGCGAGACGAGCAGCUCCAGAACGACGUCGAGUGGUGUCGAGCCGACAGAGACCCACGUCAUUUGGGAUCGCGGUCGGGGUGGACACCAAGGAGCUGAAGGACGCGAGUGGCGGCAAGUACCUGGCCCUGAAUUGCGUGGAUUUCGCGACGAAGUUCUCGUGCCUGAUCAUGCUGGAGAACCCCUCCAGCGCAGAGGCGGCCAGGAUGUUCAUGACGAAGUGGUGCACCUGGGCCGGAGUACCUCUCGCGUGCCACUCCGACAACGGCUCGGAGUUCAGGAAGGACUUUGCGUCCUACGCGGAGUCGGUGGGAAUCACGAUGAGAGUGGUGCCCACGGAAAGUCCGUGGCAACACGGGCUGGUCGAGCGCCACGGGGCCGUCAGCAACGACAUCGUGCGCGCGAUUGUGGACGAGUGCACCAUCCAGGGCCCGGCCGAGAUGGAGCUAGCCAUAGCGGCGGCGAACAUCUGCAAGAACCGAAGAGUGGAUCCAUCAGGAUACAGUCCCAGGAUGAGAGUUUUCGGUUGUGGAGACAGGUUGCCAGGCAGCGUGCUGGACAGCCUCCUCAGUGACGAACAGUACCCAGAGAUCGCCGUGCACGACGCGGUGCUCAAGGACUACCAGGUCCAGCGGUCGCAGAAGAUACGCGAAGCGGCUCAGGUCGCGCUGGCGAAGCUGGACAACAACGACAAGUGGCGGAAGGCCAUCGUCCACAACUACCGACCCACACCUUCGCCGUGGAUGCCCGGAGAGUGCGUGUUCUUCUGGCGAGCGGCAGGUACCUUCAAGUCGCAGGCACGAUCUACAAGACGAGCAGACCGUUGGCACGGUCCAGCAGUCAUCCUCGGCAGGGAGUGGGGACGCGAAGGCCAGAACGAAGCGUAUUGGCUGGUGUUCAACGGGAACCUCCUGCUGGUGGCACCACAACACAUCAGGUCGGCAACCCCAGAGGAGCGCUUGGCGAGCGAGGCCAUCGGCAGCAUCCUCGAGAACUACAACAUGGACCUGAGCGGGAUCUCGAGGGGCCAGCACACGUUCGAGGACUUGAGGCCGAGCGCGAUGGAGAGUACACCGAUACCUCCGAAUCCAGUCGAAGUGCCAGUGCCGGGAGUUGUUUCAGAACGAGCGGAAGAACCACGACAGACACCUGAGCCUGAAGCUCAGCCAUCACCAGCAGGGAGUGUUGGGGCGCCUACGCCACCACCUACACCACCAUCGCAGAUAGAAGAGGUUGUGCCUCCGGCACCAAUGGUGGAGACGGUGUUCAACCAAGCCGUCGAGACCCCAGUCCCGGACCUAGACACGGAGACGCUGUACGCGAUGAACGAUGUGUUCUCGCUGGAGCUCCGUCCCUUCCAAGCAGGUACCAAGGGGAAAUGGUUGGACUCGCGGAAGUUCACGAAGACGGAGUGGCUCGGGUUCAACGAGAGCAUCGCCAAUAACUGGAACCAGCACCUGGAGCACGAGGCCGUCAGGGUGGUCCUGCCCGACGAGGCGGCGAAGGUCGCCAAGUCGAGGAUAUUCAAGGUGCCGGCGCGCUUCGUGCAUACCCUCAAGGAGGGCCAGCCGAACAGCCGACUCGUGAUCCCAGGACAUCUCGACCCGGACAACCAGGGCAAGCUUGGCAUCAAGCACGCGAAACGCAUGGCGAUUUCGUCAGAGACGGCAGGUACACGGACAGAUGCACCAGUGGCGCCCAUGGUAGGGCUGAUGCUGCUGCUGAACUUGGCAGCGCAUUUUGGCUGGGAUCUCGGGACGUUCGACAUCGGCUCGGCGUUCCUCACCGGCAAGACGAACACGAGACGGUUAUAUGUGAUGCCUCCCCGAGAAGGGCUACCUGGAGUUCCUGCUGGGAGCUUGGUGGAACUGCUCAAGGGUGUAUUCGGGCUACGAGAAUCCCCUCGCUUAUGGUGGGAAAGGUUCUCGGAGGUGUUGAUCCAGGCCGGAUUCCAGCCGCUCAAGACCAUGAAAGGAGUUUUUGUCAUUCGGAACGACAAAGGCAAGAUCGAGGCGGUCCUAUGUGUUCACGUCGACGACGGACUCUGGGGCGGUACCGGCGAGCGGUUCGCCAGAGCGAAGGAGAUCGUACGCGAGAAGCUAAACGUGACCAAGGAGAAGCAGGGUCAGUUCGAGUUCCUCGGCCGGCGCAUCAAUCAGCUGCCGGACAAGUCCAUAGAGGUCGACCAGCACGAGUACAUCGAGAAGAUGGAGAAGAUCUUCGUGCCGGCCUCCAGGCGGAAGGACCCCGAGAGCAAGGCGACCGAAGAAGAGCUCUCGAAGUACCGCAGCCUGGGACAACAAUUAUCGUGGCCCGCGCGGACGACACUACCUGGAUUAGCCUAUGACGUCAGUGACCUGCAACAGCGGACGCCAGACUUGACGGUCGGCCAGCUGUGCAAGGCGAACACGGUGUUGAGCAUGGCCAAGGAGAUGGUGACGCGUGACGUCAAGCUACGAUUUCAUCGCGGAGAUGGAUCGGGGCGAUUUGGAUGCAUGUGUGUACACGAUGCCUCGUACGACAGACAGCCGAGGAGUGGAUCGCAACAAGGAUUCAUCCUCCUGCUCACCGACGAGAAGUUCGACGCCAAGAAAGUCAACGUGGUGGACUGGUGCUCGAGGAAGAUCCAUCGUGCGGUGAGAUCUACAUUGGCAGCGGAGGCGGCAAGUGCGAGCUACGGGUUCGAUAGGGCGUGCUUCGUGAGGACGGCAUUGGCCGAGAUAUUGUACGGCUGGGAAUCGGAGAGCGACUGGACGACAUUGAUGGGCAAGAUCCCCAGCCUGUGCGUGACGGACUGCAAGAGCUUCGUCGACCUCUGCCGUAAGGAAGGGAGCAUGCCGACGGAGAGGAGGAUCGCGUUGGACCUCGCGGACCUUCGAGAUCGAUUGGAAGUCGGAGACGGCUUGAUAUGGACGGACACCCGCCUGAUGCUUGCCGACCCCCUGACCAAGCACAUGAAGGAUCAGAGCUAUUUGGAGCAUGUCCUCAAGACGGGAGACUACGUCUACCGGUGCAAGUAUGAGACCAAGGCCGAGAAUCGUGGCGGGGGUGACCCCGGUGAGUGA
Prorocentrum cordatum is the source of this 6822-nucleotide messenger RNA. The record is from the annotation of a GenBank genome assembly. Lineage: Eukaryota; Dinophyceae; Prorocentrales; Prorocentraceae.